Arabidopsis arenosa is the source of this 2927-nucleotide messenger RNA. Lineage: Eukaryota; Viridiplantae; Streptophyta; Magnoliopsida; Brassicales; Brassicaceae. The record is from the annotation of a GenBank genome assembly.
AGAUUAUCAAAAACUCAGAACAUAAAUCAAAAUCAGAGCCUAAACCCCCUAGAGAUCUACCAAUUACGCAGAGACAACACAAAGAUGAGAAAUCGCUCACUUGAAAUCGCUCCUUAAAGCAAUCUUUGUCUGUUUUUUGAGGCUUGCUUGCAUUGUUAUCACUCAGUGAUUUCACUUCAACUUUCUGCUCAGAUGGCAUUCCACUACUGGACAGCCCUGUUUCUAUUGUUGUCAUGCCUUUUCAGUAUUUCAAAUGCUAGUGCUGGCGAUGCCGAUCCAGAUUACAGGACAUGCAUUUCAGAAUGUGAGAUAAGCGGUUGUGUUGGACAACUUUGCUUUCCUCAGUGCAAUUCUUCAUCCGAUGGUGGUCCAUGGUACAUACAAGAACCUCUGUAUUUACAAUGGAAAAAAUGGGGUUGUCAAGGUGAUUGCCGUUAUCAAUGUAUGGUUAAUAGAGAGAGAGAACGGGAAACUCUUGGUCAAGCCCCGGUCAAGUACCAUGGUAAAUGGCCCUUCAAGCGUGUACUUGGGAUUCAUGAGCCUGCUUCUGUUGCGUUCUCUGUGCUCAACCUAGCAAUGCAUUUCCAUGGUUGGCUUUCCUUUUUCAUCACGCUCUACUAUAAAUUGCCUCUGAAACAAGAUAAUGCUGUUUUCCACAGCCGGGAUGUUGACCUCACAGAGAGGUUGGACUACUCAUCUGCAGUAGCCGUUCUCGGAUUCUCACUCAUCUUAGCCAUUUUACGAACCUUUGAUAUUCGGGUCGAGGCUACAAGGGUUAUGGUAUCGGCUCCAAUACUAGCUUUUGUAACCACCCACAUACUCUACAUAAACUUCUACAAACUCGACUAUGGUUGGAACAUGAUUGUGUGUGUGGCAAUGGGAGUCACUCAGCUUUUUCUAUGGGCAAGAUGGGCUGCUGUCUCGAGCCAUCCUUCUAACUGGAAACUUUGGGUGGUUGUGAUAGCUGGAGGAUUAGCCAUGCUUCUAGAGAUAUAUGAUUUUCCUCCAUAUGAAGGCUACUUCGAUGCUCACUCGAUCUGGCACGCUGCCACAAUUCCCUUAACCAUUCUCUGGUGGAGCUUCAUUAGAGACGAUGCUGAGUUCAGAACUUCCAGCCUCCUCAAGAAAACUAAGACGAAGGCAAAACUAGCCUGUGCUCUAGUUUCGGAGAUGAAGUACGUAUUGGUGACUGGAGGAGUGGUGAGUGGGCUUGGCAAAGGCGUUACCGCCAGUAGUAUCGGCGUCGUGCUUAAAGCUUGUGGCCUUCGAGUUACCUCCAUUAAAAUUGAUCCAUAUUUGAACACUGAUGCUGGUACUAUGUCCCCUUUUGAGCAUGGAGAGGUUUUUGUACUCGAUGAUGGUGGAGAGGUUGAUCUUGAUUUGGGGAACUAUGAAAGAUUUCUCGAUGUGACACUAACCAAAGACAACAACAUAACCACUGGGAAGAUAUAUCAGUCUGUUCUUGAGAAGGAACGGAAAGGCGACUAUCUUGGGAAGACUGUUCAGGUUGUUCCACACAUUACUGAUGCAAUCAAGGAUUGGAUUGAGUCAGUUUCUCUGAUUCCUGUGGAUGGAAUGGAAGGCCAAGCUGAUGUUUGUGUUAUUGAGUUGGGCGGGACUGUUGGUGACAUCGAAUCAAUGCCUUUUAUCGAGGCCUUGAGACAAUUGUCAUUCUCAGUUGGACCGGAAAAUUUCUGCCUGAUUCACGUGAGCUUGAUUCCCGUUCUGGGUGUUGUUGGGGAGCAGAAAACAAAGCCAACCCAACACAGUGUCCGAGAACUAAGAGCUUUGGGAUUGACUCCUCACUUUUUGGCAUGUCGCUCUGCUCAGCCACUACUGGAAAGUACCAAGGCAAAAUUGUCUCAGUUUUGUCAUGUGUCGGCAGCUAAUAUUCUCAAUAUCCAUGAUGUUCCAAACAUUUGGCAUGUUCCUCUCCUACUCCGUAAUCAAAACGCUCAUCACUCGAUUCUCAAACAACUGAAUCUAACUAGCGUUGCAACAGCACCUGAUCUGGAUAGCUGGACUAGGAUGGCUGAGACUUUUGAUAACUUGACAAAUCAUGUAAAAAUUGCUAUGGUUGGAAAGUACAUUGGUCUAACCGAUUCUUAUCUAUCGGUUGUUAAGGCCCUUCUUCAUGCCUGCAUUGCAUGUUCAUUGAAGCCACAUAUCGAAUGGAUUGCAGCUUCAGAUCUUGAAGACGAAAGUGAGAAAUCGACUCCGGAGGCACAUGCUGCUGCUUGGAACAUCUUGAAGAGCGCAGAAUGCAUUCUGGUUCCUGGUGGUUUUGGAGAUCGUGGCGUGAGCGGAAUGGUUUUAGCAGCCAAAUACGCUAGAGAGAACAAAAUUCCUUAUCUUGGGAUCUGCUUGGGGAUGCAAAUUGCAGUAAUUGAGUUUGCCAGAUCUGUUUUGGGUUUGGAAAGAGCAAAUAGCACCGAGUUCGAUGCUCAGACAUCUGACCCUGUUGUUAUUUUUAUGCCAGAAGGCUCAAGAACACAUAUGGGAAGCACAAUGAGACUUGGAUCCCGAAGAACACAUUUACAGAACCAAGACUCUCUCACUUCAAAGCUAUACGGCGAAGUUAGUUAUGUAGACGAAAGGCAUAGGCACCGUUACGAGGUGAAUCCAGAAGUAGCUCAAGCACUUGAAGAAGCUGGUUUAAGAUUUGUGGGUAAAGAUGAUACAGGAAAACGAGUUGAGGUGAUUGAGUUUCAAGAUCAUCCAUUCUAUGUUGGAGUUCAGUUUCAUCCAGAAUUUAAGUCAAGACCUACUAGACCUUCUCCUCUGUUUUUAGGGUUUAUAUUGGCUGCGAGGAAGCUUCUUCAGGCCCAUUUUAGCAAUUGAGUCGAAGAAGCUCGAGCUCUUUCUUCUUCAUCGUCAUUUUACAUUUUGUAUAUACAUUAAUAAAAGAAUAAAGCCGACAUUUUUUU